GACUUAAGUUUCUCUCAUUCAUGCUAGUGAUGGGCUAUCUGAAGCCAGGCUUCGAGGCUUGUACUGAGUAAUAAGGGGGCGUGUCCGAUGAAGCCCCGCUUCGAGGCUUGUGUCGUCUUGUUGAAAACCACAUGACUGGCAACAAACGAGGCCUCACAUUGCAUGGGUCACGUGACUGCUUCAUUUUGCGUGUCAAGCGUGAUGAGCCGCAUGGAUUUUUGUAUUUGAUCGCAUCAGAGGAGAAUUUGUCUUCAGAAGUGGCCAAAAUAAAAGGAACCUUUUAUAGUUCAUGUAUAUUAACAUUUUGAUGAUGGCACUCAUCAAAAUGUAAUGUUUGUUACCGGUUUUCUCAAUUGUUGAUUAUGGUAUAUUUUGUUAUUUUUUAUUUGUGUGUUUAUUAUGUAAAGCACUUUGAAACUGCAAAGUUGCUGAAAUGUGCUGCACAAAUAAACUUGAUUGAAAAGGAUCUCGCAAGAAGGAAAAAAAAAAUCUGACAUCAGAGAAUACUUGAGAUGAUCGCUCGCAAGAUUCUUAAAUAAUUAAACCCUUCACCUCCAAAAUUCUCACCUUCUUGAAAUUUCCACUAUUUCUUUGUUCUGCAAAAAUAUAUCAGCCUUGCACAACAGAAAUAGACUUAAAGCUGUUGGAAGAGUAAAAUUCUGGCCUGAUGAGUAAAAAUAUAAGGCAUCAGAGAGCCAAUAGAAAUCCAAGAAAAAGAGAAUUUUAGUUUUUAGGAGGCAAAUCAAAACUCAAAGAAUACUGUCUGUCCCAACAAGCACCGCACUCCCGAGUACACUAAAACAAAUGUCUGUCAAAUCAGUCGAUGACGGAAGAAAACAGCCACUGACAGUCAACAUAUACCAGGAUUGGCUACAAAUUAUUUUAAUAACUAAAAAAGAUUAGCUAAAUAGGAUUUAAUUGACUCUCCUGUUACUAAACAUGAGUUUGACAAAAACUUUGUGACAAUAUUGCAUUUACUAAUUGUUUUUAAAUAUGUCUGUCUGAGUGACAGUUUGAACAGCAGAUGCCACGAGUGAGAAACGAAUGAACCAACGAGUAACGAACCUUUGGGCAAAGCAACGGGCCUGGAAGCUUCAUUGCUUCACGAGGCUUCAUUUGGCCAUCACUAAUUCAUGCAGCUCAAGGUUUCAAAAAACAACUAAGUAUUUGUUAGUUUUUAAGUAAGUAAGUAGAAAAGUGAAAACAGUUAAGUUAAUUUGGAAAACAUCCCAUGAACUGACCAGACAAAAGAUGUGUGUCUCUUUUUAUACCUGGAGCAGGAGGUGGGCAACUCCAGGCAUCGAGGGCCGGUGUCCUGCAACCUUUACAUGUGUCUCUACUUCAACACACCUGAGUCAAAUAAUGAGGUCGUUAGCAGGACUGGAGAACCUGACUGCACUUAGGAAGUGAUUCAACAAUUUGAUUGAAGUGUGUUGAACCUGAGAGACCUCUAAGAGUUGCAGGACACCAGCCCUCAAGGGCCUAGAUUGCCCACCUCUGACCUGGAGGAAAAUAUCUAGCCAUCUGUUUGUGACCUCAAGCUGAAACAAACUUGGAUUCUGCAGCAGGACAUUGAUCCAAAACACACCAGUAAGUCCACAUUAGAGUUCAUGGAAAUCAAACUCAGGAAUUUUAGUUCCUGAAAACAAACAUUUUUCAGGAACUAAAAAUUUUUCGUUCCUGAAUUAAAACAGCAACAACUUUCUGCUGUUCAACAAAAAGUUGUUGUUGAACAGCAACUUCUUGCUAACUUUUGUCUAAAUAUAUGAAGGAAAAAUGAGUCUAAGUAAAAAAAUUUUUAAAAAAUGCAUAUUGAAGAUAUUUCCACAGAAUAUAAAAACACUUUUUGGCUGCUAUGUUUCCACUCUAUUUCCACUUGAAGUGAAGAGCUUCACAUGACACUGGAUUGUCAAAGACUAGCUUGGAUAAAGGUUUUCUCAUUUAGUUACAAAAAGUGGUGUUGGAGCGGCCACAAGUAGGUGUGAUCUAGAACUUUUUAGGAUGCUGAAUUUUUUUUUUCUGUGCUUUGGUCUUCAAUUUUCUGCUUUGGCUUUGUUUGCACAACACAAAAACAUUCUCUUUCCAUCCACAUCGUACACCGACGUCUCGAAUGACGUUCCCAACAUGUUUGAAAUUUAAGUUUUACUUGAAGUUUGAUUCAAUAAAAGUUUUUAAAUAUGUUUUACACAGUCGUUCCCUUUAGGUUUGAGCUGGGAUGCAGAUCAAAUUCAAAGUUUGCAAUAAACACCAACAAAAAUGCAGUUCUGGUCAGAAAUUUUGCCUCCAGUCUUGAAAAUGAAGAUUUGUAUUUUUUAGAAUUUUUUAUUCUCCAUUAUAACUAUUCUUUAUCAGGGAUGGAACGGUUAUGUUGUAGAGCAAAUAAUUUAAAUACAAGGAUUCUGUGCACAGGUUUAACUUUUUAGUGAAUUCUCCCUAAUUCAAACAUGGUCAAGAUAUGUUCACAUCCUCCCAUUGGUUCCUGGUUAAAUGUUCCUUAUUAACUUACAUCUUAAGUCCCCACAUUUGGAGGCCUUAGUCCUCAACUCCCUGUCCUGGCGACCUUUGCCGCAUGUCCUCCCCCCUCUACUCACCCUCUUUCCUGUCUGCCUACUGUCGCAAAAAAAAAAUGUGAGCCACUAGCGCCGUAAAAACUCUCCGGAGAAAAAAAACAAAAAAAAAAAAAACACGUACACCUUAAGUCACUGGAAUGGCUUUGCUAAAGCCUUGAUAUUAAUCUUAUUGAACAUUUGUGGACCACUCUUCAAAGCUUAGUGUGGUUAAUGUUAACCCACUUAUCCACCAAAAGGAGCAAGAUUUUCAAAGUUGAGGUUCCGUCUCCUUCCUCAUUAUUCCAUUUACUUUGUUCACUGCAACUGUUUCACAAACAGUGAAACACUCUUCACUGUUCUGUAGGGAUGCAAUCAUUCUGGCAAAGAAGGAAUUAAUAGACCUUCACAGUUGUCAUACUAGGUACGUGAGCCCAAGAUGUAAAACAUUUAUCUAAUUCUGUGGGCAUAAGUGUGGUCCUUUGUGCAUUAGGAACAAAAAAAAUAACUAAACUUCCUAUAGUCAUUCAACCCUGGAAAAAGAAGAGUUCAUAAUGAAAUUAUUAGAGCAACAUCAAAUUAUAACAUUUGGUGUAUACAAACUUUGAUCAAAGUUCCUGUUUACUCAUGAACAGACAUGCCUGGUGAAGCCUUCAUGCUUCUUCCUCUUUAUAACCAGAUGGGUUGGUCACACAAACAUAGUCUGAUUUUACGUCACACAAAGGAAACUAGAUCUGUUGAGUCAAGGGGAAGGGCUUAACUUUUUCUGUCAGUUUCAUUUACUUGGAAGCUACGAUGGCUGCUGAGCAGGAACAAAGACAGGAAUAUAAGGACGACAGUGACGUUUUCCAAAGAAAUGCUUUACUACUUAUUGAUAAGAUGGUGGAAAUGGCUUCACUCAUUCAAGAAGACACUUCAGAACUAGUGGAUGAGAUUCUUCACAGCAUCUUCUUUAUGGGGGAAAUUACCGUUCCAGAGUUUUCUCCCAGACAACUUUUUGUUGAUGAUGUUGACAUGUUUGAUUACUUAAAGGAAACCUAUCCGGAGCCUUUCACACUUUAUUCCUCUCGUCUACCAAGACGGAGUCCAUUUUCAUGUGUGCUGGACAUGGUUGUUCAUCUGGAAGGUCAAGAACAUGAGGAUAAUAUUAGAGAAACCCUGCAGGAACUCGUCCAAGAGUUGAAGAGAGACACUUCCAAAAACGUGUUGUAUUCCACCACAAUCUGCAUCUCUGCUGGCAACAGCGCAGAUCCAGUGAGACACUAUGGAGUCUCCAUGUCCACCACUGGUCGUCCUGCAGGCCAAAUCCUGGUUGCUGCAUCCUGCCUUAACUUCUGGGAGGAACAUGUAGCUGAUGCAGUGAUGAGCUACUAUCCUAAAAAAAGUAGGAAGACAUACUUUGACGUAAACAUCCAACUUCCUGCAGAUGUCAGAUGUGAAGCCUUUAACAUUAGAAGCAGAGAAGCAAUAAGUCCCUGCCUUUCUUGUAAAAAUAUGUUUGGCUUGGUUACGACUAAGGAACAGGUGUGGCCAUAUGGCAACUGCGCCGAAGCUGAAAGUUUGAGUAACUUGGUUAGCGAGGAAGAAGUUAGACAGCGAGUACAAAGAAAUGGAAACUGGACAGAAGAAAACCAGGGAAGGGCUAAACGUGCUGUUGAAAAUCAUCUUAGAAAUGAACUGAAGAAGGUUGGCUUUGAAUGGGACAACCAGUUCUACACUGCACAAAGAGCAAUAGCUGAAAAUGAUGGUGAGGAAGAACCUCUGCCGGAAUAGGCUUUUACAAGAUGAAGAGCAGAUAUUAACAAUGACUCAACUGUAACGUCGCAAACAUCUGAGAGAUCUCAACAGUUGGGAACUGGAAAUCAUUUUUAAUCUUUUCUACAAAAUGCAGAGCUUAACAUAUUUUUGGGAAAAAAUAUUAUUGAGGUUAAAAAAUUUAAUUUAUUGGGGGGGCGCUGUAAGAUGUAGAGGUGUUGGAUUGCGCUCUCGACCACAACGUUAAACAAAUAUCUAAAUGCCACGAUAAAAACAUCUAGGAGCCGGCGCUAUUGGCACUGUACCUCUGUCUAGCAACCGGACACCAUGUUGCCGUCGAAGAAAGCCACCAACUCCGGGAAAAAUAAGACCAUGGAUGGAUACAUCGGCGGUGCUAAUGCUAACGAAGCUAAUGCCUUGCCGGCGGGACUGCAAACGAAACCGGGGACCACGCUUCAGAUGACAAAACCCAAAAGCUUGUGAUGUGCCAGGAAAUAUGUAAAAAUAUGUCAGCCUCAAUUCUGGAGAAACUUGAUGAGUGUUUCGACGCAGUUGAAGUUAGACUCCAAUCUGUCUUAGCUGCACAGCCUGACUUGCAGAACCGCAUGGUUGGUCAAGAGUCAGCAAUCAAUGCACACGAAGAGCAACUUGGGGAACUUGAAACUAAAUGUUCGGAGCUCACAAAGCUUAUAACCCAGCAGCAAACUAAGCUGCUGGACUUGGAGGCUCGUUCCCAAAGGCACAACAUCAAAAUUGUUGCCGUGAAAGAAAACUCAGAGGAGAUGAGGCCAACUGAGUUUGUCAGUUUGUCUCCAAGCUCAUUCCCGAAUUACUGGGCAAACAACAUUUCCCGCAUCCACUGAAGGUCGACCACGCACACCCCGCUCUCUGUGGCCCAAACCGGCGGCGGGUGAGAAACCGCGUACCAUCAUCGCCUGAAUACAUCACUUUCAGACGAAAGAGCAAAUUCUACGCCUUGCCAGGACGCAGCCACUGGAAUACAUGGGGAACAAAGUUCUGAUUUUCCCUGACUACACCAGGGAAGUAAUGAGCCAGCACCUUCACUAACGGGUCUUUGGUCUAAAGUGUUUGAUUGGUACUCCAAGGCAUACAAGACUCCG
Molecule: messenger RNA, 5422 nt
Organism: Xiphophorus maculatus (southern platyfish)
Lineage: Eukaryota; Metazoa; Chordata; Actinopteri; Cyprinodontiformes; Poeciliidae
Exons: 5
Coding region: 3342-4319 (325 amino acids)
Source: RefSeq, a predicted model, not a curated record